GGCAGAGUCUAUGGUAUUGAAUCCAUAAAAAAAGUUGCAUAUAAUUUUAGUAAAUAAGAUAUUUUGGAGCAAAAUUCGGUGUAAGGCAUGGCAAAACAGUAAUGGACCAAUUUUUAAUAUUUGUUAUUAAAUAGUUGUGUUUUUGUGAUUGAAAAAUUUUUGAAUUGAUUCUCUUGGAUUUUUCCUGUAGAAAUUUGUGAUAAUAUUAUGGAAGCCGAUACUAGUGUACCAAUGUACACUUUAGUAAAUGGUGUUUCCAUGUGUGAGCAAGAUCUGGCUGACAACUUGAAUAAAAGUAUACUAUAUUUUACUGUAAAUGAUGAUGUAAAAGUAAAAAAUGAAGAACCUGAAGAGACAACUUCAUAUGUACUUCAAGACAGUGGAGAAGAGCAACAGUUUGAUACUACACUUAAUUCCACUUUGAAAAUUUUAACAAUAAAUGAUGAAAAAUUCUUAUAUAUUGAUAAUGUUUCUGAAGACAAUAUUGAGUCAGUAGUACCAGGAAAUUUAAUAAUGAGUAGAGAUUUACUUCAACUAGACCAGAAAUUACAUGAUGACGAAGAAAUUUAUGAAACUGUAAUUAAUACAGUAAGUGAAGAUACUCAGAAUAGUACUGUCAUUGAUAUACACCCUUACCAGAUGAUAAUGUUUAGUGAUAUUAAACAGCCAGACAUUUUAUGUGAUUCACAGAUGAAAUUUAAAUGUUUAUAUGAGGGAUGUAAGAAAGAAUAUAUUAGUAAGCAAUAUUUUGAUGCACAUAUGGUCACUCAUACAAAUAUGUUAAAUAAUAGACCUUACAGUUGUUCUUUUGAAGGCUGUGAGAAAAAUUUCCCAACAAAUUAUUUACUCAAGUCUCAUAUAAGAAGGCACACUGGAGAAAAACCAUAUGUAUGUCAGGUGUGCUUGAAAAGAUUUAAGAUGUCUGGGGAUUUGCAAAAACACACAAGAACGCAUACAGGUCGGCAUAAAUUUCAUAAAGAUAUCGAAACAGCAUUAAACGAACAAGUUAUCAUAGAACUGAAUGCUUCGUUUAGUUAUCUAGCAAUGGCGGCUUACUUUGGCAGAACUGAAGUUGCACUGCCAGGUUGUCAGGGGUUUUUCAUGGCUAUGCAUGAAGAAGAACAUGAACACGCUCUAAUUUUUAUUAAUUACAUUUUAAUGAGAGGUGGCCAUCCAGAAAUAAACAAUAUAUCGGUUGAGAGCAAAGAAGAGUGGAAGGAUUUGUCCAAAGCAUUUGCCACAGCUGUGGAAAUGGAAAGCUCAGUUAAAGAGAAGCUUGAAGAAUUGGUUGAAUUGUCCGAGAAACACAGAGAUCAUCAGCUUGUUGAUUUUAUAUCUAGCGGAUUUCUGCAUGAACAGAAUGAAUCAAUUUGUUCCAUGGCCAGACUAUUGACCAGGUCAAAAAUGGCUACCGACAAAAUCGGAGAACAUCUUUUCGAUAAGCAUCUUUUCGACUCAUUUGUUUCUAAGAAAAAUUCGAUGUACCUUAGAGAUCUCCCCGAAGAAAAACAAGAUCAUAUCUAUAAAUAAAAAAAAAUAAAAAUA
This is a messenger RNA of Sitophilus oryzae (rice weevil), 1545 nucleotides long. RefSeq names its product zinc finger protein 143-like. Gene Ontology annotation, molecular function: DNA-binding transcription factor activity; ferrous iron binding; ferric iron binding. The coding region runs from base 208 to 1530 and encodes 440 amino acids. The record is from RefSeq and is a predicted model, not a curated record. Gene Ontology annotation, cellular component: cytoplasm. Lineage: Eukaryota; Metazoa; Arthropoda; Insecta; Coleoptera; Curculionidae. The transcript is spliced from 10 exons. Gene Ontology annotation, biological process: iron ion transport; regulation of transcription by RNA polymerase II; intracellular iron ion homeostasis.